UGUCGAUAUUAUGUACAAAGCAUGUAAACGUAUUGUCGCGUUGCAUGUUAAGAAGCGAAGAUUUUGGGAAGGCAUUUCUUUGGAAGCUAGGCUAGCCGGCUAGCUAACGACAUUAUUAUUACCACUGAACUUGCACUGUUUUGAAUACGCAGGGCCUGCUCAUAUGCAGCCAGCAUUUGGAGUUAAACUAGGUUGCUGGUUAUAUAGUUCUCUAAUUAACUGCUAUAUAUUUUACUUGACUUUACCAUUGAAGGAAAUACGCUGAUUUUAUAUCAGCAGUGCCAGCAAUUAGUUGGGUCUGGUUAGUCCAGUGACUUGCAGGUUAUCUGCUACAGCUAGCGUUAGCCCGUUAGGUUGUCAACCGAGGCUAACGAGGUAGAACUACUGCACAUUAGUCCACAGGUGGAGUGAGGACCGCGCCUGUGUGCUGCUGCAGUGCGGUGUGAGGAUGCUGCGCCGCAAGCCGACCCGUCUGGAACUGAAUCUGGAUGACACUGAGGAGUUUGACAGUGUGAAAAAGGAGCUGGAGAGCCGGAAGAAACAGAGAGACGAGGUGGAUGUUGUGGGCGUCGCUACGUCUGGUGAAAUGGGCGGGGCAACAGGUGGCAGCAACGAAGGAAAGACCCGCGAGCAAAUGAUCAACGAGCGCAUUGGCUACAAGCCCCACCCCAAACCCAACACCUUGCCUUCCCUCUUUGGAAACCUGCAGUUUUAGGCCCCUCAGAUGUCCUUCUGAAAGGCUAGAUGGAUCACCUGGACUGAACCCUUGCCCAAAUGGGCGAAAGGUGUUCAAAGUUUGCACAUAUUACUUAUUUUUACUUUUUUAAUGCUUCCUCGGUUUUUCUGAGGGCCUCAGGGGUCAUGUAGAGUUCUGAGUCAGUCUUGAUGUUCCAAACCUUUGCAGAACAUACUGAACAUGCUCCCAUACCUCUGUUUGUAUUGUCCUGUUUCCAUGUCAAAAUAGUCUUAACAGGCUGACGACUAAAAUGGAAUAAGUGAAUGUCAGAAUUUUUUUUUCCUUUUUAAAUGUACAAAUAAAAACCAAUGUGUA
Messenger RNA from Conger conger (European conger), 1051 nucleotides. It is a transcript of the gene cdc26, whose product is annotated as cell division cycle 26 homolog. Gene Ontology annotation, cellular component: anaphase-promoting complex. NCBI's taxonomy places the organism in Eukaryota, Metazoa, Chordata, Actinopteri, Anguilliformes, Congridae. The record is from RefSeq and is a predicted model, not a curated record. Bases 449 to 715 code for a protein of 88 amino acids. The transcript is spliced from 3 exons. Gene Ontology annotation, biological process: regulation of mitotic cell cycle; protein K11-linked ubiquitination; anaphase-promoting complex-dependent catabolic process.